Messenger RNA from Aspergillus bombycis, 1434 nucleotides. Its product is annotated as allantoate permease. Gene Ontology annotation, molecular function: transmembrane transporter activity. The record is from RefSeq and is a predicted model, not a curated record. Gene Ontology annotation, biological process: transmembrane transport. The transcript is spliced from 6 exons. Lineage: Eukaryota; Fungi; Ascomycota; Eurotiomycetes; Eurotiales; Aspergillaceae. The coding region runs from base 1 to 1434 and encodes 477 amino acids. Gene Ontology annotation, cellular component: membrane.
AUGGAGCCCCAGACCUUGAAGAAGGAAGAAUUAGAGCUCGUAGUUUCUAACGCCACCGCCAAAGAGUCGGGCACUGUGCCGGGAGAAUCUGUCAGAGUCGACCCGUCCAUCGAGAGAUCCGUGCUUCGAAAGUUGGACUUCAAACUUCUUCCCGUCCUUUCGUUAAUGUACUUCUUCAACUCCCUCGAUCGGAGUAAUCUGGGGAACGCGAAGACUGAUGGCAUUGACGAAGACCUCAAGCUGGUUGGCAACCAAUACAGUAUUAUCCUUGCCAUUUUCAAUGUUACCUUCUCCCUGUUUGAUCUGCCCUCCAAUCUGCUGCUGAAGAGGUUCAGCGGUAAAACCAUGCUUCCUAUAAUGAUGCUCGGCUGGGGCAGUGUUACACUUCUUCAAUGCGCAGCGUUCAACUUUGCUGGCAUACUCGUGUGUCGACUCUUCAUGGGCAUUUUCGAAGCGGGCUUCUUCGCUGGGGUGAUCUUCUACCUCACACAGUUUUACAAAAGAAACGAAAUCGCCUUCCGACUCUCGAUAUUUUACGGCAUGGUUACGAUUGCAGGUGCAUUCUCCGGCCUCGUUGCCUUUGGUGUCUUCCAGAUCGAACAACACCUCCCCGGCUGGAAGUACCUGUUCCUGAUCGAAGGGGGUGCAACCAUGAUCAUCGCCACAUUCGCUGCCUGGUGGCUCCCCCUCAGCGGCUCCAAGUGCCACUGGUUCAACGAAGCCGAAUCCCAGGUGGCACAGAUGCGCCUGCUGCAAGACGGGUCCGUCCGAACGACAGAUCAGCUGUCCAUUACUGAAGCCCUGGCUGCCCUGUUAGACUGGCGGGUCCUCCAAUUUCCUCCCGCAGAUGGUGGCUCUCCAAGCUACUCCGCCGUGAAAACCAAUUUAUAUACGGUGGCUCCGUACUGCGUCGGGACCGUUGUUCUGUGGGUCAUUGCCAAGUCCUCGGAUCAUUUUCGAGAGCGUUCUUUCCACCUGGCGGCCGCACUGGUCAUCACGCUGGCUGGAUAUAUCAUUCUCGCUACUGUUGAUGCAGAUACCAAUAAAGGGGUUGCCUAUUUCGCGUGCUUCCUUCUUGCGGCCGGUGCUUUCGUGCCAAGUAGUAUCUUCCAUAGCUGGCAUACCAACAAUGUCACCGAUGAGAGCCAGCGAGCAGCGACGGUGGGGUUCUUGGUGGGCUCCGCGAAUUGUGCGGGCAUUCCGUCAAGUCUUUCAUUUAAGCCGGAUACCGCACCGAGGUACAUGCCUGCGUUAAUUGUGAAUUGUGUCUUUCUCUUGGUGGGUGCGUGUGUGGUGAUAGGGCUAGGGACAUGGUUCCGGCUGGAUAAUCGAAGAAGAGACAAGGAACAGGGUGUACGAUUGACAGCCGGUGAUGUUGCGACCCAGACUCUGGUAGGAGGAUGGAAAGACCCCAAUUGGAGGUGGACCCCUUGA